This is a messenger RNA of Brassica oleracea var. oleracea, 874 nucleotides long. Its product is annotated as RING-H2 finger protein ATL79. The coding region runs from base 157 to 696 and encodes 179 amino acids. The transcript has a single exon. Gene Ontology annotation, biological process: protein ubiquitination. NCBI's taxonomy places the organism in Eukaryota, Viridiplantae, Streptophyta, Magnoliopsida, Brassicales, Brassicaceae. Gene Ontology annotation, molecular function: transferase activity. The record is from RefSeq and is a predicted model, not a curated record.
UAAGAUUAAGAGAAUAGGGAACUGUAGAGUUGCCUUUGCAGGAGGGGAAAGCAUUAUGGUGAGUCUACAAACUCAGUGGUCCCUCCCUCAUGAGUCAAGACCCAUCCACGUAAAUAAGAACCCAACGCCACACUCUGGUGCGUCCUCUUCUCUUAAAUGCCCUCUUUUCCUUCUUUCUCUAUAAACACACAACCAAAACAUGAUGGUUUUGGGAGAACUUGUCUGAGUUCCCAACUUUCAAUGCGGCUGCUAUCAUCUGAACCUCAACUUAACUCUACAUGUAAGUCCCAAAGCUGCAGCUGGAAGCCUUACUCCCAUCCCAAUGACUUUGCUGCCAACGCCUCUAUCCUUCUCAUCAUCAUCUUCUCAUCUCUCAUCUGCGUCCUCUCUCUCCAGGCUGCCUUACGUUGUUGCCUCCGUCCAGUCAUCCAGCAUGACCCUAAACCCGACCCUGACCCUGAGGUCUCUCGUUCAGAAGCUUUCCCGGUACUUGUUUACUCCCCUGGGCUGAACCUGGCAGGCACUGAAGCAGAGUGUAUCAUUUGCUUGUCUGAAUUCAAGGACGGUGACACCCUCCGCGUGUUGGAUAGAUGCAAACAUGGGUUCCACGUUCACUGUAUCCAGCAGUGGUUCUCCUCCAACCGUUCUUGUCCCACUUGCCGUACAGACAUCUUCUCACCAACCGGAACUCCUUAGUCAGAUGCCCUCAUGGUCAAUACAGCUUCCUGGUUUUGACUACGUUUUCCUUUUUAUUUUCUUUCCCAAACAACUCACACCUCUAUCAUGUUUUUCCAAGCUAGUUUAUUUGUUACCUUUUGUUGUUUUAUGUUCCAUGAAAUCAUAAACACACAAAAGAGAAACCGAUAUAAAGUCA